GCAAGUGGUGGGUGGAGCUUCCGCUGCCGACCGGUCUGCCCUUUGAGGAGCCUCAGAUCGGAGACGUGUGAAGGGGCGGGGUUUCUUGCCCGUCGGGUCGGGAUCCGGGCUGGCUGACAGACCCGCGAUGGCGCCCCGGCGGCUGCUGCUGUGGCUGCUGGCGGUGCAGAGCUCCCUCUAUACCGCCGUGGUCGUCGGGGCGGAGGCGGACGCGGGUGCCCCGCUGCCCGCCGAUGUGCUGCUGGCGGCCGGCGCGGAGUCGUACGCGCGGGGGGACUGGGGCGCCGUCAUCCUGCAGAUGGAGCGGGCGCUGCGAAAUCGCGAGGCUCACCGGGAGCGCCUGAUCCGCUGCCGCCUGCUCUGCUCCGAUGCCAACCGCACCGACGGCGCCUGGCCCGACCCGCCUCCUCAGCCCGCGGGCGACCGGCAGCGGCGCCGCCAGCUCGACGACCUCCGCUUCUUCCAGCAACUCCUCCGCCGCGCCGCCUGCCUCCGCCGGUGCCUCCCCGCUGGCGUCUCCCGGUACCUGCUGGGGGAAGAGGCCGAGCUGGAGUUCAGCAAGCGCAGCCCCUACAACUACCUCCAAGUGGCUUAUUUCAAGAUCAACAAGCUGGACAAGGCAGUGGCUGCAGCCCACACCUUCUUUGUGGCCAAUCCCGACCACAUGGAGAUGAGACAGAACCUAGAAUACUACCAGAUGAUGGCCGGUGUGAAGGAGUCAGACUUCGUUGACUUAGAAGCCAAGCUGCAUAUGCAAGAAUUCCGCCUAGGUGUAAGUUAUUACACAGAGGAGCAACCCCAAGCGGCUGUUGUGCACCUGGAAAAGGCGCUUGAAGAAUACUGGGUCGCUGACGCGGAGUGCCGAUCCCUCUGCGAAGGGCCAUACGAUUAUGAAGGCUACAAUUACUUGGAAUACAACGCAGACCUUUACCAAGCCAUCGUUGAUCACUACUUGCAAGUCUUGAGUUGCAAGCAAGCGUGCACAACAGAACUGGCUGCUGAGCCUGGCCGGGAGAAGCCGCUGGUGGAUUUCCUCCCGUCCCAUUUCAACUACCUGCAGUUUGCCUACUACAACAGUGGCAACUAUGAGAAAGCCAUUGAAUGCGCCAAAACCUAUUUGCUGUUCUUCCCCGAUGACGAAGUGAUGGCACAGAACCUGGCCUAUUACACGGCUGUCCUUGGAGAACACCUGGCCGGGCCCCUGCAGCCCAGAGAGAAUGUCCGGGCUUACCGGCAGCGCAGCCUCCUGGAGAAAGAGUUGCUCUUCUUUGGCUAUGACGUUUUUGGGAUUCCUUUCGUGGACCCGGACACGUGGACCCCAGAGGCGGUGAUUCCCAAGAGACUGAGAGAAAAACAGAAGGUGGAGCGUGAGACAGCAGCCCGCAUCACGGAAGAGAUCGGCAACCUCAUGAAGGAAAUCGAGACGUUGGUGGAGGAGAAAACCAAGGAUUCUACGGAUAUGAGCCAUCUCGUGCGGGAAGGAGGCCCCUUGGUGUUUGACGGACUUGGCGUCACCAUGAAUUCAAAGGCACUGAACGGCUCGCAGCGAGUGGUGGUUGAUGGCGUCAUCUCGGACGAGGAGUGUAGGCAGCUGCAAAGACUAACGAACGCAGCUGCUUCCGCCGGGGACGGCUAUCGUGGGAAGACCUCCCCUCACACGCCCAGUGAGACCUUUUAUGGUGUUACCGUCUAUAAAGCCCUCAAGCUAGGACAGGAAGGCAAAGUGCCAAUGCAGGGCGCAUACCUCUAUUACAACGUGACCGAGAAGGUCCGUCGCGUGAUGGAGUCGUACUUCCGCCUAGACAUGCCGCUUCACUUCUCGUAUUCUCACCUGGUAUGCCGGACCGCCAUAGACGAGAAGCAGGAGGAUCGGAUGGAUCCCAGCCACCCCGUGCAUGUGGACAACUGCAUCCUCAAUGCAGAAGCCCUGGAGUGUGUCAAGGAACCACCAGCGUACACCUUUCGAGAUUACAGCGCUAUUCUCUAUUUAAAUGGGGACUUUGAGGGCGGAACCUUUUACUUCACUGAGCUGGACGCCAAAACAAUAACGGCUGAAGUGCAGCCCCUGUGUGGCCGGGCAGUGGGGUUCUCUUCAGGCUCUGAAAAUCCUCAUGGAGUCAAAGCGGUCACUAAGGGUCAGCGCUGCGCCAUUGCCUUGUGGUUCACCCUGGACCCUCGCCACAGCGAACGGGACCGGAAGUAAGUAUUUUAUGUCAGGCCUGACCUGCAAGUCGCGCCGUAAUAGCUGUUUCCAAUACGAGGAAGCGAGCGGAACUACCUCCUGAGCAGGUGAAAGCACCGGAAGGCACCCCUCUCGAAGGACCAACAGGAGCUUCACAGCCAGGCCCCGGGAAAGACGAACUGUAGUUCUCUGCCGCCUCUAACAGUAUCCGGCUGGGUUUGAUCCAGGGUUUGAUCCAAGGAGGACCAGGGCAUUUGGAACCGCUGUGGACAGCAUUCUGUGGAUGGGGGCCCUCUUUUGGCAUACAAAACAGAUGGACUGUAGCCGCCUCCCAAGGAACAGGAGCAGGGUGCUUCUCUGGCCCCUGCUGAAAUACUUGGGAACAGGACUCAGGAGAAGAGAACAUUUUCUGUUGCCUUUCUCUCCCUUGCAACAGGAUACAUCUCCCCCAUCCCCCACAAGUGCCUUAUCUUGUCCCUAAGCAAAACCCUUCAACACAGCUCCUUCCCCACCAAAGUGUCUUCAGGGCUGGGAUGAACCCCGGCUUCUACACAAAGAGCAGUAGCCAUAGAUAGAGCCACGCCAGUUACCUGCUACCAGAUGCAGAGUUGGAAAAGGGGAGCAGAUGAAGGUCUUGUGCUUGGAUCAGAGUUCUAAUCUCGGCUCAGCUAUGAUGAAGCCUACCUCCCAGGGCUGUUGUGAGGAUAAAGUGGGAUACCCGACACCUACUGCCUGAGCUCCAUGGGAAAGAAAUGUAAUCAGAUAAGGGGACUGCCACUGUCUGUUACCUUUCGUGUUGGUAAAUUAAAACAAACCAGUUGUUUUGAAUAA
Sphaerodactylus townsendi is the source of this 3013-nucleotide messenger RNA. RefSeq names its product prolyl 3-hydroxylase 1 (gene P3H1). The record is from RefSeq and is a predicted model, not a curated record. The coding region runs from base 128 to 2203 and encodes 691 amino acids. Lineage: Eukaryota; Metazoa; Chordata; Lepidosauria; Squamata; Sphaerodactylidae. Gene Ontology annotation, biological process: collagen metabolic process. Gene Ontology annotation, cellular component: endoplasmic reticulum. Gene Ontology annotation, molecular function: L-ascorbic acid binding; protein binding; procollagen-proline 3-dioxygenase activity. The transcript has 15 exons.